UUUUGGGCCUUUUAUUUGAUUGAAUUUUCUUCGGGUAGGGUUUUCUCGUCAUUGAUAUUAUAACUUUUUCGAGGAAAAAAGAACGAUCGUUUGUCGAGAAACAAACAAAUUGCUAAGCAAGUCGCAUUACAGUGUGGUUUCGUAGGAGGAGAUGGCGUCUUCUUCGCAUCAUGUUGAGUUGGAGGCCGCAAAGUUUCUGCACAAACUCAUUCAAGAUUCUAAAGAUGAGCCAGUGAAGCUAGCAACUAAACUUCAUGUGAUAUUGCAACAUAUGAAAGCUAGUGGAAAGGAGCAUUCAAUGCCGUUUCAAGUAAUAUCAAGGGCAAUGGAGACUGUUAUCAAUCAACAUGGUCUUGAUCUUGAAGCUUUGAAGUCAUCUCGGCUUCCUCCAACAGCGGGACCGCAAACAUUAGAUGCUACAUCUGGACAAUAUUCUGGAUCUUCCCAGGGUGUUGCAGUUCCAAAGGAUUCUAAAGCAGGAUUGGCCCAAAUUGAGAUGCCUAAAUUUGAUCCAUUUUCAUCCGGCAGGCAGCCUGUUGGUCCAAGCAUUGCUGGACAUGACUACUAUCAAGGAGCUGGAACUCACAGGAGUAGUCAGUCUUUGGAUCAUGAAAGUCCAUCUAGUUUGGACACUCGGUCUGCUAACUCACAAUCCCAAGAAAAACAAAUGAGUCAAAAUGAUAAUAAAAAGGCUGCAUCUAAGCGAAAGAGGGGUGAUCCAAUGGAACCAAAAUUUGACACUUCCCAGCAACUUGAUUCUAGUAAUGCUCCGAUUGAUCCAAGGAAAGGGAAGAUGAAUAAGGCUGAACCAUCUGGCUCUAGUAACUACAACAUGGUCCAAAGUAGUGUCCAAAUGGAGCAUUUUCCAUCUUUACCUGGUAAUAUCAGAUCAGUGCUUAGGGGAAGACAGGAUGGUCAGAAUGUUACAGAAAACCUAGUGGAUUCAACUAGCAAUUUGAUGUCACAUGCUCCUAGUUCAAAGUAUCCUGAAGAAGUGGAAGAUUCUUCCACUCAAAAUGCACCUGGGCUGCAGCAAGAGGGACUACUUGGUGCACAUGAAAACUUUCCCUCCGGGGGUGGUGUAUGGAACCAAAACAAGGCUGGGUUAGCCUUUGAUAGAUCUCAACUUCACAGGUUUUCUCCAAAUGUUGUUUCUGGCAACAUGACAGCUGAAAUUUCGUCUCAUCAGUCAAUGCAUGCAUCAUUUGUACCAGGUGCUUUUGGGAAGGUUCAAGGACUGUUGCCUGCCACAUCUAUUUCAUAUCCUGCAGGUGAGCUACCGUCCUCAGGCCCAGGCCAAUUUAGUAGCUCUGAGUGUCAGAAGCAUGGAUUAUCCAAAGGUUCUGUAGCAAGUCCUGAUGGGUUGUCCACAACACUUUCUGCUGGAAAAGUCUUGGAACAUGAUGGAGGAAGUUCAAAUAUGUUGGCAGAAGCAAAUAAGGCAGCUCAGGUUGGCAGGCAAAAUAUGGCUUCUGAGAUGACCAUGGUUAGAGCCACAACUCCAAGAGAUAUGGGAAAAUCUCCUGUCUCCCAAUCUUCCACUUCCUCUGGCAUGCCCUUCAAGGAACAACAAUUGAAACAGCUUAGAGCCCAGUGCCUUGUUUUUUUAGCUUUCAGAAAUGGUUUGAUGCCCAAAAAGCUGCAUCUUGAAAUUGCGCUUGGAAACAUAUUUCCCAAAGAAGCUGGCAAUACAGAUGGCCCUCACAAAGAAUUGAAUGAAUAUGGAGGGAAAUCACAAACUUCCAAUGAGCCAGGUAGCAUAUCUGAAGUUGCAAUGCCAUUUGGAAGGAUGAAUAAUACACCUCCAGGUUUCACAUCUACUGGAAGAUUCCCUGAGGCUGAUUCAUUGUCAAAAGAAGCUGAAACAUUGAAAGUGGAGGAGAGUAAUGGCCCAACUUUCGAUCUUUCAGCAAUUGUGGACGAAAGGAAACAAAUUCUAGCUAGAAGGAAUGCAGAGCCUGAAAUUCACAGCUAUGAGACAGUGGGGCCACAGGCAUAUUUAACUAGACAGCCUGACUCUGCUACUGUGAACCCUGAAAUGAUGGGCUGGUCUGGAAUUGGCAGUCAUAAUGAGGUUUCCAGGGCAUCUUUGCCAGCCGCCGCUGUCCAGCAUGAUUUGGUGCUAGAGAGAAAAGAUUCUGAUUCUCAGUUUCAAAGUCCUGAGCAAGACGAGGAAGAUAAAUCUGUAUCAACUGAGCCUUUGCCUUCUCCAAAGCACACUAUGUCAGAGAAAUGGAUUAUGGAUCAGCGAAGACGGAAGCUAUUAGCUGAGCAGCAGUGGGUUCUAAAACAGCACAAAACCAAGCAGAGAAUGAUUACUUGUUUCACCAAGUUAAAGGAAACUGUGAGCUCAUCCGAAGAUAUAUCUGCAAAAACCAAAAGUGUUAUAGAAUUGAAGAAACUCCAAUUAUUAGAGCUCCAACGCCAUCUGCGGAGUGGUUUCCUGAAUGAUUUUUUCAAACCAAUUACAAAUGAUAUGGAACGCCUCAAAUCAUACAAGAAACAUAGACAUGGUAGAAGGAUAAAACAACUUGAAAAAUAUGAGCAGAGAAUGAAAGAAGAGCGGCAAAAGAGAAUUCGUGAGAGGCAGAAGGAGUUUUUCAGUGAGAUAGAAGUUCACAAGGAAAGGCUGGAUGACGUGUUCAAAAUUCGGAGAGAACGCUGGAAAGGCUUCAAUAAAUAUGUGAAGGAGUUCCAUAAGAGAAAGGAGCGUAUACAUCGUGAGAAGAUCGACAGAAUCCAGCGUGAGAAGAUUAACUUGCUCAAAAUCAAUGAUGUGGAAGGUUAUUUGCGAAUGGUUCAGGAUGCUAAAUCAGAUCGUGUUAAGCAAUUAUUGAAAGAAACUGAGAAAUAUCUUCAGAAACUUGGAUCCAAGUUACAGGAUGCCAAGGCUAUGGGAAGUCGCUUUGGGAAUGAUAUGACUGAGAUGCGAACUGCAAGUGUUUUUGAGAAUGAUACUGCUGUUGAGAAUGAAGAUGAGGCUAAGCAUUAUGUGGAAAGCAAUGAAAAGUACUACUUGAUGGCUCAUAGCAUAAAAGAAAACAUCAAUGACCAACCAACUUUUCUUAAGGGUGGAAAAUUAAGAGAGUACCAGAUGAAUGGUCUUAGAUGGCUGGUUUCACUAUACAAUAAUCAUCUUAAUGGAAUUCUUGCAGAUGAAAUGGGUCUUGGGAAGACUGUUCAGGUUAUUUCUCUUAUUUGUUACCUAAUGGAAACCAAAAACGAUAGAGGACCAUUUUUAGUGGUUGUUCCAUCCUCAGUUCUGCCUGGAUGGGAGACAGAAAUAAAUUUCUGGGCACCUGAUCUACGCAAAAUUGUUUACUCUGGGCCCCCAGAGGAGAGGCGUAAAUUAUUCAAGGAGAGGAUUGUACAUCAGAAAUUUAACGUCCUCCUGACAACAUAUGAGUAUCUAAUGAACAAGCAUGAUAGACCAAAGCUAAGCAAAAUUCACUGGCACUAUAUUAUAAUUGAUGAAGGUCAUCGGAUAAAAAAUGCUUCUUGCAAGUUGAAUGCAGACUUAAAGCACUAUCAGAGCUCUCACAGAUUGCUGUUGACUGGAACACCAUUACAGAACAAUCUUGAGGAGUUGUGGGCACUACUCAAUUUCUUAUUGCCUAAUAUAUUUAAUUCAUCAGAAGAUUUUUCUCAGUGGUUCAAUAAACCAUUUGAGAGCAAUGGGGAUAAUUCUGCUGAUGAAGCCUUACUCUCUGAGGAAGAAAAUUUGUUGAUCAUAAAUCGUCUUCACCAAGUUCUCCGACCUUUUGUGCUUCGGAGGCUGAAGCAUAAGGUUGAAAAUGAGCUUCCUGAGAAGAUUGAGAGACUUGUCAGAUGUGAAGCUUCUGCUUAUCAAAAGCUUUUGAUGAAGAGGAUUGAAGAAAAUCUUGGUGCAAUUGGAAAUUCAAAGGCUCGAUCAGUGCACAACUCUGUUAUGGAGCUCCGUAAUAUAUGCAAUCAUCCAUACCUCAGCCACCUUCACGUGGAGGAGGUUGAUAGUUUGAUACCACAACAUUAUUUGCCCCCAAUCAUUAGGCUUUGUGGCAAGCUUGAGAUGCUGGAUCGAAUACUCCCCAAGUUGAAGGCAACUGACCAUCGGGUUCUUUUCUUUUCCACAAUGACUAGGCUACUUGAUGUGAUGGAAGACUACCUCACCUUUAAACAGUAUCGCUAUCUUCGGUUGGAUGGCCAUACAGCUGGGAAUGAUCGUGGUGCGCUUAUUGAUAAGUUUAAUCAACAAGAUUCCCCCUUUUUCAUAUUUUUGCUCAGUAUUCGAGCUGGUGGUGUUGGAGUCAAUCUUCAAGCUGCUGAUACUGUGAUCAUAUUUGACACUGACUGGAACCCACAGGUUGACCUGCAAGCACAAGCAAGAGCUCAUAGGCUUGGCCAGAAGAAGGAUGUACUUGUUUUACGUUUUGAAACAGUUCAAACUGUUGAAGAACAAGUCAGAGCUUCUGCUGAACACAAAUUGGGAGUUGCUAAUCAGAGUAUCACUGCCGGUUUCUUCGAUAAUAAUACAAGUGCUGAAGAUCGUAGGGAGUAUUUAGAGUCCCUCCUGCGGGAGUGUAAGAAAGAGGAAGUUGCUCCAGUGUUGGAUGAUGAUGCUCUAAAUGAUCUUUUGGCCCGCAGUGAGUCUGAGAUUGAUGUGUUUGAAUCGGUUGAUACACAAAGGCGGGAAGAAGAGACGGCAAAGUGGAAAAAGUUGGUAUGUGGAUCAGAGAUGGAUUGCUCUAAGCCUCUACCACCAUUACCACCUCGCCUUGUUACAGAUGAUGACUUGAAGGAAUUUUAUGAAGCAAUGAAAUUGUAUGAUACACCAAAGACUGAGUUACAGCCUAAUAAUAUUGGGUCAAAACGGAAAGGAUCUCUUGGUGGUCUUGAUACGCAGCAAUAUGGGAGGGGCAAAAGACAAAGAGAGGUGCGCUCAUAUGAAGAGCAAUGGACAGAGGAGCAGUUUGAAAAAAUGUGUCAAGUUGACUCACCUGAAUCCCCCAAACCGAAUGAAGAAGCUGUUGAGAGGAACAUGCCAAAAGAUGCUUCAAGGGGGACUGUCAGUAACACACAAUCUCCAGCUCCACUUCCUCCACUACCACAACCACCUGCGGUGGAGCCUGCACAUCAGCCACUGCAGCAGAACAAAGAUGCAGCACCACCACCUAAACGGGGACGUGGAAGGCCAAGAAGAGUACCAGUAGAGAAAUCUCCCACUACGCCAGUGUUUUCAACACCUUCUGAGACCAGUAAAGUGGAUGUUGGGUUACAAAAAGCAGCAGGCUCUAGCUCAUCAGUAUCUACUGCUCCUGAUCCUCCUAAUACUUCAGGAGUUUCUCCGAACUUGCAGCCAAGAAUACCUUCUGUUUCUAUUACACCUGUUGAAUCUAGCCCACCUGGGUUCUCUUCACCAGUGCAAUUAAAAGGACAAGGUCAAAAGGCUCAAAGUGGUGGACAAGCACCUCGUCGAAGGGCAAAGAAACAAGAGCCUGCGUCCAUCCCUGCUGCCGAUGGUUUAGCUAGUCCAGGUCCAGAAUCAAAUGAGCAAUCUCAAAUUAAAUUAGUUAAUCCACCUGAUAAUCAAGCUGUUGCUAUAAGUGGAAUUGUUCCCAGUGCCUCCAAUGUUCCCAUGACCAAGUGCACCAAUCUUUUACCCAUUUCUCCUGGUAUGGAUAGUACUAGUGUAACCAAUCAUCCUUCUGAUGCAGGGGUUAGUUUGAACUCUCAGUCACUUACUACUUCUGGUGCCCCAAUGGCUCAAUCAGCUCCAUGCCCUACAAUACCUGUCCAAGUUAAAGGCCAAGGCCGUAAGGCUCAGAGUGGGGUAGGGACACCUCGGCGUACAGGAAAGAAACUGGCACAAAUAUCAGCUGCCGCUCAGGAUGUUUUGGUUGGUCAGGAUUCAAAAUUGAAUACUCAAGCACAGGAUCAAUCUGCAGCUGCAUCACCAAAUAAAGUCAUUCCAAUCAGAAGCAAUCAAGAAUAUGAUGCUGCUUCCCCAACAAAGGUUAUUCAAGAGCAAGCACAGGGAACUAAUGCACCUGCUGUAGUAACUGGUCAUAACCAACAUUCUGCUGAACAUGACAAUUUAUCUCAAAGCAAGCGAUCAGAGAGCUCACCGGAAGUACCUAAUGCUAAUGCCGUAACUCUUGGGCCUGCUGUGGGACAAAUUCAAAAUGCUGAUGCUCGUGACAAGGUUUCUGUUAUUGCAGAAGUUUCACCUGUUAUCCCUGUAUCAAGUCAGACCGCAGUUGAAUUGGUAAAGAACCAGAUUGCAGCACAUAAAGCUUAUACAACAAUGUCAACUGUGAAAACAUCUUCAGUUGGUAGUGCUAUGACAGAUAAUUUGCCUUCAUCAAAUCCUCUAGAAGGUGGCAAUAAAACCAUUCCUAGUCCUGGUGCAAAGACUGCUUCGAGCUCUCUGCCUUUUCCAACUAAUGCUUCUGUUUCUUCAGCACCACAGUCUGCCGAUUCUAGUCCUGCUGAAUCUGUUCAAAGCAAAAGGCCAGGUCCCAAGAACACGAACAGGACAGAAGCACCUAGGCGUAGAGGAAGGAGACCUGCUAUUCCUGAUGCUUCAUCUGGCCAAGACUUGAAAUUAAAUUCGUUGCCCUCGAAUAAAUCAAGGGAAUAUUUGGUCAAUAAAGUUACUGCAGGGAAGAGCAAUCAAGAUUCGGGUCCUCAUGAACUGGUAAAUGUCACUCCCGUACAUGCACCUGAAGUUCUUUCUCCGGGUGCUUCUGUUGGUCAUGAUUCAAAGAGAAAAGUGACUAGUGCAAUUCCAGCAUAUAGUCGAAUACAGACUGCUGAUGUUAAUGAUGUUGCCCGAGUGAUGAAGGAAAUUUUCUCUGAAACCUCAUCAAAAACCAAAGCUGGUGAAACUUGUGGGAGCGAGGGCAGGAAUACUCCUACUGCACCCGCACCCUUAUUGAACCAGACACCGGAUGUGUCAGAUGAAAAUAGUUUAGAUGGUAAAUCAGCUGUCUGCACACCAGCUCGUGAACAAGCUGCUCCAGCUUGUGAACAAGCUGCUCCAGCUUGUGAUGUUCCCAAAGAAGAAAGUAAAAAGCUAUCUGUUACUGAAGCUGAUGCUAAAGAACCGGAAAAAAAUGCAACUCUUGUGGUCGAGGCCUCUGUUCAGGGGGCUGAUUCUUUGAAACCUGAAUGCAAGACCCAUACUGGCUCGGAGAAUGUUGCAAGUUCAGGACAGGUUCCAGAUGAAAAUUUAAUUACAGAUUGUAAUAUGGAGGUUGAUAUUACAUGCCCUCAGAAAGCCGGUGGCAAUCAAGAUGUGUCUAAAGGAACUCCUGCUUCUGGUGGUGAUCAAACAGGUUCUGGAGUUCAACCCAAGUCUCCCAGUCCAACGGAACUGCCUCGAACCGGUGAAAGUGCUAAGAGUGAUUGUGUUGAAGUUCGUGAUAAAGAAGUUAGGCCCUCAGAAGCAUCAUCAUCCGAGACAGCUAUGCAACCUUUGGAAACAGCAGUUCCUGUUUCUGAUAUCUCACAAGACAAGAGUAUUGAACAGUCCCGGUCAGAAGCAGAUGCAAGCGAGUCAGAGGAGAAAUCAGUGGCUGCUACUGGCCCUGAUAACAUUCCAGAUUCCAGCCAGCUUUCUUGCGAAACCACAAUCACUGAGAGUGGCAAGGAGGCUAAGGGAGAUGGCACUGACCCUAUUGUUGAGCCCUCUAGCAAUCAAUUAGAAUUAUCUGCGGCAUCUCCUACUAAGGUAGAAUCUGAUCAGUUGAAUCAGAAUAGUUCUGAAAAUGAAACAGCGAUCUCUUCAGAAGACUCUCUGGAAACGACUCGUGGUGUUAGUAAGCUUGAAUCUGCCGUAGAGUGUACAAAUGGCAGUCAGGGCAAAGAAACAAACCCCACAGGAACAGAACUUCAUUCACCCCAGCUGGAACAUGUUGCCAAAGCUCCAUAGCUAGCCUAAGGUUGAUAGUUUUGAUGUCUCCUAAUCUGAUUCAUCAUAUUCCCUCGAUCGAUAAGCUCUGAAGUUCUUUUUUCUAAUCAAGAACUCAUUUUUAUUGUUCAGAGUAUUAUAGGAUCGAAAAUUUUACCCUUUUAUUCAGGUUCUGUAUGCAGAUUGAAUGAUGAUUGCAGCCUUGCAAGGCUCGAUGAUGGCCGUUAUAUAUUUUUUAUUUGACAGGGUUUGUUGAAGAGCUUACUUAUGAGAUAGAUCGCGUUGCAUUAAUGGCGGAUAAAUGGUCGCUUGGCUGGGCUCGACUGCAAUGCAGUUGAGGCAAAAAGCGGGUCAUUAUUAGGCUUUGCUAUGGUAGAAGCAUGUUCCUGUCAUGGAUUUGAGGCAAUGUUGGGGGAUUGUUUACCAUAUCCUGGUCGUAAAGAUAUAUUGGCCAUGUGUGUUUUAUUUAAUCAAACUAUAAUAUUUCAACAUUCACAUGAUUAGUUUAUUUAUAUACAAGGGAAAAAAAUUAAAUUGAUGUGGAGGAUAUUGUUAAUGCCUUAAAAUUAUGAAUCCAAAAUCCUUUGAAGUUCCAAAUUUCUACAA
Gossypium raimondii (Peruvian cotton) is the source of this 8497-nucleotide messenger RNA. Its product is annotated as chromatin structure-remodeling complex protein SYD. Gene Ontology annotation, biological process: positive regulation of transcription by RNA polymerase II. The record is from RefSeq and is a predicted model, not a curated record. The transcript has 34 exons. Gene Ontology annotation, molecular function: DNA binding; ATP-dependent chromatin remodeler activity; ATP binding. Lineage: Eukaryota; Viridiplantae; Streptophyta; Magnoliopsida; Malvales; Malvaceae. The coding region runs from base 152 to 7912 and encodes 2586 amino acids. Gene Ontology annotation, cellular component: nucleus.